GAAACUCGUGUGAGGGUAGCACUCUCCUGGGCUGUUUUCCGUGACAUGCUGUUUAGGCCUAGGCUGUUAAGGACACACGUGGAAGCCUCAGGAGGGUGGCUGGGUGAAAGGCCACUGUGGAGUUGGGCGAAUCAGGCCUGCAGGCACUACAGGAGGCGCCAGGGCGAAGGGCCUCUUUCGUUGCGGUCUUAAGAGCGGGAGGCCUUAAGUGCGAGACACCAAUGGUCCUGAGGCUACGUGCUGCUCACGACAUGGAGGAACUCGAUGGGGAACCGGUGGUGACUUUGAUCCCAGGUGUGAAUUCCAAGAAGCAAAUGUGCUUUGACUGGGGUCCUGGGGAGAUACUGGUCUGUGAAACCUUCUUCAAUCAAAAAGUUUCAGAAACAUCUGAGAUGGUACCAAGCUGCCCCUUUAUCCAUAUCAUCCGGAAGGAUGUAGAUGUUUAUUCUAAAAUUUUGAGAAAACUCUUCAAUGAAUCACAUGGAAUCUUUGUGGGCCUUCAGAGAAUUGAAGAAGAAUUGAAUGGAAAAUCCAGAAAAGCCCAAUUGGUUCGUGUGAGUAAGAACUACCGAUCCGUCAUAAGAGCUUGUAUGGAGGAGAUGCACCAGGUUGCACUUGCUGGGAAAGAUGGAGCCAGUGGCCACCAAUUCAGCAGCCAGGUCUCCAUUUUAUCAGCGAUGGAGCUAAUUUGGAACCUGUGUGAGAUCCUUUUCAUUGAAGUAGCCCCAGCUGGCCCUCUCCUCCUUCACCUUCUUGACUGGGUCCGGCUCCAUGUGUGCGAAGUGGACAGUUUGUUAGCAGAUGUUCUAGGCACUGGAAAUCCAAGCAAACAUGAGAGCUUCUGGAACUUGGUGACCAUCCUGGUGCUGCAGGGCCGCCUGGAUGAGGCUCGGCAGAUGCUGUCCAGGGAGGCUGAUGCCAACCCCGCCUCUGGAGACAUGUGCCACAUCCUGGGGGAUCUGAUGAGGACAAUGCCCAUUCUAAGCCCUGGCAACACACAGACGCUGACGGAGCUGGAGCUGAAGUGGCAGCACUGGCGAGAGGAGUGCGAGCGGCACCUGCAGGACAACACAUUCGCAGCCAGCCCUGCCCUGGAGUCUCUAUGCAAGAUCAUGCUGGGGGACGAGGCCACCUUGCUGGAGCAGAAGGAACUGCUGAAUAACUGGUACCAUUUCCUCGUGACUCGGCUGCUGUACUCUCACCCCACCGUAAAGCCUAUUGACCUGCACAUCUAUGCCCAGUCCAGCCUGGACAUGUUUCUGGGCGGUGAGAGCAGCCCAGAACCCCUGGACAACAUCUUGAUGGCAGCCUUUGAGUUUGACAUCCACCAGGUGAUCAAGGAGUGCAGCAUCGCCCUGAGCAAUUGGUGGUUUGUGGCUCACCUGACAGACCUGCUAGAUCACUGCAGGCUCCUCCAGUCCCACAACCUUUAUUUUGGUUCCAAUAUGAGAGAGUUCCUCCUGCUGGAAUAUGCCUCAGGGCUGUUUGCUCAUCACAGCCUGUGGCAGCUGGGGGUGGAUUACUUUGACCACUGCCCUGAGCUGGGCCGUGUUUCCUUGGAGCUGCACAUUGAGCGGAUCCCUCUCAUCACUGAGCAGAAAGCCCUCAAGGUGCUUCGGAUUUGUGAGCAGCGGCAGAUGACGGAACAAGUCCGCAGCAUCUGUAAGGUCCUGGCCAUGAAGGCCCUCCGUGACAGUCGUCUGGGCUCUGCCCUCUCUUGGAGCAUUCGUGCCAAAGAUGCUGCCUUUGCCACACUGGUUUCAGACAGGUUCCUCAGGGAUUACUGUGAGCACGGCUGCUUUUCUGACUUGGAUCUCAUUGACAACCUGGGGCCAGCCAUGAUGCUUAGCGAUCGGUUGACAUUCCUAGGGAAGUACCGCGAGUUCCACCGACUGUACGGGGAGAGGUGCUUCAGCGGGGCCUCAGCUCUCCUCCUGUCCCUGAUGACAUCUCGGAUUGCCCCGCGCUCUUUCUGGAUGACUCUGCUCACAGAUGCCCUCCCUCUUCUGGAACAGAAACAGGUGAUCUUUUCAGCGGAACAGACAUAUGCGCUAAUGCGAUGCUUAGAAGAUUUGACCUCAAGGAAGCUGGAAUGCGAAGAGCCAGAUGCCCAGAAACCCCAGGAUGAUGACAUAGAGACCACCAAGUUGGAGAUGCUGAGACUUGCUCUUGCCAGGAAUCUUGCUCGGGCAAUUAUAAAAGAAGGCUCACUGGAAGGUUCCUGAAGUCGGCUAAGAGCUCCUGCAGUGUGGUUAACUUUGUAUGGCAAUGUAAAAUAGCUUUUUAAAAUAAAUGUUCUCUGGCAAAUAAAA
Molecule: messenger RNA, 2312 nt
Organism: Cavia porcellus (domestic guinea pig)
Lineage: Eukaryota; Metazoa; Chordata; Mammalia; Rodentia; Caviidae
Gene: Nup85
Product: nucleoporin 85
Exons: 19
Coding region: 222-2225 (667 amino acids)
Biological process (GO): protein import into nucleus; mRNA export from nucleus; positive regulation of DNA-templated transcription
Cellular component (GO): nuclear pore outer ring
Molecular function (GO): structural constituent of nuclear pore
Source: RefSeq, a predicted model, not a curated record